Molecule: messenger RNA, 2650 nt
Organism: Penaeus indicus
Lineage: Eukaryota; Metazoa; Arthropoda; Malacostraca; Decapoda; Penaeidae
Product: protein unzipped-like
Exons: 4
Coding region: 1-1674 (557 amino acids)
Source: RefSeq, a predicted model, not a curated record
AUGACUUACGACGCCGGUCACUGCUCAAUCCCUAAUGCAUGUCGCUGCAAAGAUGGAUGCUGCGAGAUGCCCGGAGUGCCAAAGGGGUGGUGGCCGUGUAACGCGAGCUUCCGUUGGUUUAAGGCUGGCGCUUCGGUGGACACGGUUUUCGACUGGGCGUGUUCUAAUACUCUAAAAUUAAGAAUAGGUGAUGAUGAUAGGAUCGUCAUUAAAGGUGCUUUUGUUUUUCUUUUCAGGUUGUUAGCCCUAGCGGCCCUGUCCGGCUCGUGCCUGGCGGCGGUGGACAUGGUGAUGCUUUGGGGGGCGUCAGGCACGUCCAAGAUCACGUCCUCGACCCUGGCGUGGGUCACGGGCGCCGACAAGAUCCCCGAGGAGGCAGUGCCCGUCGACCCGUCCAGCCCCGACGGCCCCCAUUGGUGUAGGGCGAGGCACCGCGCCCUCCAGGUCCCGGGGGUGCUGAGGGACGACGGCGUGUGCACCAUCCCCUUCCUGAAGCGGAUCUUCAAGCUGGACAAGUACGACGUCCUCGUCUCGAUUAAUGGCUCCGCCCGACUCCAUCUGAAGCCGUGGGACAAGUACACCGCCAAGCCCGAUAACGCCGUGCUGUCCCCUGACCUGAUGCUGGCCUUCGACACCUCCCCCGACGCCCCUCUAAUGCCCGGGCACGUGGGGCCCGGCCGCAGGGACCGGCGGGCCUUCCUUCUGGACGGGGACAGCAUCCGCAGGGUGGAGAAGGCGUACAUCCUGGUCGAGGAGGAGCCGGCCAGGUAUUCGCUCAACGACAUCGUCCUCGACGCUUCCCACCAGACCAUCAACGACAGCCGGGUCCACCUGAAGAAGGUCACGCUCGAAAACACGGGGGAGGAGGCCGUGAACGCGUCGCGCCUGGUGACCAUCGACGUCCGGGAGAGGCAGUACUGGGGCCGCGUGAAGGGCACGGUCACGGCGCUGUCGUCCACCGUGACCUCCCCCGAGGACGCCCCCAUCGCCAUGCCCUCGCCCAACGCGCCCGUCGAGCUCAUGUGGGGCAUUGACAACCAGCUGGGCCGAGUCGAUACCCAGAUGCUGGUCCACGAACUCCCUGCCGGCGUUGGCGUCGAAGUCGACUUGGAAGGCACGAUGAGGCACUACGAGGCGCCCUACAGUGGCACUCUCACCGCCUUCUACGCCGACGGGAGCAGCCACAAGCGAGGCAUCGUCUCCCUGCACACCCACGAGGCGCUGGUGGGCGUCACGGCCAACUACAGACGCUACUACUACAUCCACAACGGCACCGACAUCGACCUCCCCGAAUCCGCCGAUCUGUUGUACGAACUGACCACCACGACCACGACCACCACCACAACGACCACCACGACCACCACCACAACGACCACAACCACUACCACCACCACCACGCCGCCUCCCACGACCACCACCCCGGAGCCGACCACAGAGCCUCCCACAGAGCCGCCCACAGAAGCCGUGAUCCUGCAGGAGACGGCGUGGCACCCGGAGUCCAAGUCGCUCUCCAAGGACACCGACUCGGAGGCGCGCCGAACCCAGCCGGUACUCGAAGUCGACGACAACAACCAGGCCGUGACAGCGAGGCCGGCUGACAGGGUACUCUCGGCCGUCGCGUCGAUCGUCACAACGCUCAUUCUCAGAUACUACUCGACUUUCCCCGUCAUGUGAGCGGCGGUUCUUCGCUCGCCUCGCUGCCUUGUACAUUUGUAGGUUUAAGGAAAAAAAAAGAAAUCCACCUUAAACAAUAAGAAAGAAUGAAAACAAAACAAAAAAAAGAGAAAAAAACAAGUAUAUUACCCUGUAUAUUUUUCGAUACAGUAAUAAUUUUAUUAAGAGAGUUUAUAUAUAUAUUAUUUGUUAUGUGAGAAUAUGUAGAAUAUUAAUGACUUAAAAAGAAAUGUUAAUAUCUUUAUAUAUAAUUUCUGCUUGGAGUGAACCCCCCUUUCCCCCACACCCAUGCUUCAAGCUUUAUUGCGUCGCCCGAGAGAGACCAGGUGUCAGAGUGUCGCAUAAUCAGGUGUCAAUGUGUCACACGAUCACCCGGAGGAGACAAAGUGUCACACGACCUUUAAAGGAGGCCAAGGGUGGUGCCAUACACCCCCUCCCCCACCCCCGAACGGAUCCGGAAAGUGCCAUCGACAGCGGAAGUGAAACGGCCUGCUCGCGGACACCGUGAACUUCUUUCUGAACGUCCAUUAGGCCUAUAUGUUGCGAAAAGCGUCUUCCUCCCGUGAUUGUGACCGUGCGUAAUCAUCGGCGACGAAAAAAUAUCGUAAACAUUACUUCCUAAGAUUUAUAGGCUAAAGGUACCUGUUAUGUUGGAAGAGGGGGACGCGACCAAUUACAGCCCUUAUGUCUAGGGGUCGGUAAGGUCCAUAUUUCCUUAGCCGCACACCAGGGGACGGAUCGUAGGCGGGGGUAUGGCGGUUGGAUAACAAGAAAGCUUCUUGAUUUUUGUCGACUGAUAAUUGGCCGGUUCUUGAGCGCCUCGAUCUAGUGCCUUUCAAAGCUCGGAGUUUGGAUGGUUAUUUUCCUUUUCUUCUCCUUCAUCUCCUCCUCCUCCUCGUCCUCCUCCUCCUGCUUCUCCUCCUCCUCCUCCUCCUCCUGCUCUUCCUCCUCCUUCUCCUCCUCCUCCUCCUCCUCC